This is a messenger RNA of Tricharina praecox, 934 nucleotides long. RefSeq names its product glyoxalase/bleomycin resistance protein/dioxygenase. Lineage: Eukaryota; Fungi; Ascomycota; Pezizomycetes; Pezizales; Pyronemataceae. The transcript has 2 exons. The coding region runs from base 211 to 762 and encodes 183 amino acids. The record is from RefSeq and is a predicted model, not a curated record.
UGACCCCACAGCUCGCAUGUGCAUUGUGCACUUUGCAUGCAGGCGGAAUACGAGAACACAGAUAAACACGUUACACCUGCGUCCGGCAUUCGACUGUUGACUCACGAUCGAACCGAAAUUUGCUAGAGCUGACGGCGGGUGCUGGUAUAUAUCCUGCUCCGCCGCUCCUCCUUUCCAUCCACAUCCACCACCACAUCCGCCACCACCACAAUGCCGAUAAACCACAUCUCCCUCACCGUCGCCUCCCUCCCUGCCACCAGUGCAUUCUACACCUCCGCCCUCUUACCACUCGGUUACAAGCGCACCUUCACUCUCGCAGACGGCCAAGUCCACGGCUUCGGUGCGUCGGCCUGCAGCGGCCCCGACUUCUGGCUUGCCGGGCCCGCCGCGCCAUCGGUCGACGGGAGCGAGGCAUGGCACUCGCACACGCCACAGGCGCAGACGGAGGACAAGAGCCCGCGCGAACCGACAGGACGCAUGCACAUCGCCUUCACCGCCAGCAGCCGGCGGGUGGUACGCGAGUUUCACGCUGCUGCGAUCAAAGCAGGCGGUAAAUGUAACGGCCCCCCCGGCGUGCGGCCGGAGUACUUCAAGACCUACUACGGCGCGUUCGUGUUGGAUCCCGAGGGGAGGAAUGUCGAGGCUGUGUGCAUGGCGCCGGCAUUUUGGGCGGAGGAGUGGGGGAUGCUGGGAUGGGGGGUUGGGACGGCUGUGGUUGGCGCCGUGGCGGUGGGCGUGGGGAGGUGGUGGGGUGUUAUUUGAGUGCGUGGGGGGCGGGGUGAGGGACGGGGGUGAGGGACGGGAGAGUGGGAAGGGAUGGGAUGGGAAUGGAUGGGAAGGGAAGGAAACGGAUGGGAUGGGAAGGGCAAGACGUUUCUCUGCUCUAUUUCAAGAAUCAAGAUAUCUGAGGCUUGACUGCCAGUCGAAGUUCUUC